AUGGUCCGCAAGCGCAGGGCGGUCGGUACCGGCAGUACCGGACAGCGACCGAGGAGGGGUCGGCCCUCUAUCCCUGCUGAUGCCGCCAGCCCAGAGGGCACGGUUGAGUCUAGCUUGGCAAUGUCGUCUACAAACACCAGGCCGAAGCGGAAUCCAAGAAGAGCCGCCAAAGAUCCAUGGGAGGAAGAAAAGCUGAUGACGAGUACCAGCUCGCCGCUGGUGGGACUGGAUCUCGUGAAACUGCUUGCCCGCCCCGAAGCUUGGGAUCGUCUCGAGGAAUCUGAGAAACAAGAGAUCUUGAGUUUACUUCCGGAAGGCACACAUCCGAAUCCCUACCCCCCUCCCGGUGAUCCUGAUGCAAAGAUACCCCCCUUGCCCGAAUCGUUCUUGCGUUACUCGAAUCAUUGGCGCGACGGUGUUCGUAAUUUCCAACUAGAUCUCCAAAGCGGUCGUUAUGAUCCAGAUUGGCUGCACCAGGCUGAAGAGGCCAUGACCCAGCGAGCUGCGGGGAAUUUUGAUAAGUUCAAAGAAGAUGAGUAUGAAGAGUUUUGGGGGCAGAAACAAAAGCUCGAUAAGACAAUCAUUGCAGGGCAGAGCUCCCGGGUGAAAUUGCAAACAUUGGUUGAACAAGGGCUCGUUCGCGAAGGUGAUGUGUGGAAGUACUCGCGGGCCUUCUCGAAAGGACCCGGGAGGAUUCUGGUGGAGAAAGAAGCCAAGAUUGUAGCAAUUAAUGGCCCACGUCUGACCUUCGCCAUUCCUCCUGGUCAACGUGUAUUUCUUUCCAAUGUCAAUGGUCGUUCAAACGAUUCUGAAACCAAAGUUCAAACAGAGAACAAUACAUCGGACCGCAGCGAAAUAGAAGGGAGCCAUAUUACUCCAAGCAGCGAAGAGACGCCGUCACAUACGAAUGAAAAGAUCGAGACUGAAUUCGCCGGAAAGCGUAAAUCUGACACUGCACAACCCACGGUUCAAAAAAGGCGCCGAGGACGAGGUAAAACCACGAAAAUCGAAGAACCUCCUGCUUGUGACCCCGUGCCGUCUUCCUCAAAUGACCAAGGGGAGGCCCGGCAAUUAGCAGUGGAAGCUAGGGGCUGUCCAUCAGCAGCAAAAGCAACUUCGGAAACCGGUGAGGCGCAUGCGAACUCGCCCAGAGUACAGAGUGAUGACCAAACGGUGGUCGGCGCGUCACUGCCCGCCAAUGAUUCGGCCAACGAGACACGCCCAUCUAUGAGUACCGAACAGAUCGAAAAUCUAAUCAUACCGAAUAUCACCUGGCCUAACGCGCUCGCAUCAAAAAUCGUCGAGGUCGAUGGCCGGGUAGAGAAAGCUCCCCAUGGAAAUGCCUGGAAAGACUGUCGUUGCUAUAGAAACAACCAGGACAUGGGUAGCUUAUGGGAAGUUAGACAGGCUUGGUUCCUUAAAAAUACAUAG
Messenger RNA from Aspergillus tanneri, 1431 nucleotides. RefSeq lists its product as uncharacterized. The coding region runs from base 1 to 1431 and encodes 476 amino acids. Lineage: Eukaryota; Fungi; Ascomycota; Eurotiomycetes; Eurotiales; Aspergillaceae. The record is from RefSeq and is a predicted model, not a curated record. The transcript has 4 exons.